UGUCAAACAGAUUCAGAAAGUUCAGCAGAUCAGAGACAAUCAGUCAACAUGAGGCCAGUGCAGCAGAGCAUUAAGAUCUUAUACUACGCCAAUAAAUCCGAGGAGCCGUUUGUGGAGAUCGUCACUGUGAAGCAGCAGAACAAGCGGCGUCCGAGCGUCUGCAGCUCCGCAGACUCUGAAUCUGAUGACCUGCUGCCCGUGUUAAUAGACCACAGUCAGAUUCUGAACGAGCAUCACCUCGAACAACUGAUGAAUCACAUCCCGGUGCGGACUCAGGGUUACUCUUGGAAGCUGGUGUACAGCACAGCGCAGCACGGCACCAGCCUGACCACUCUAUACCGUCAGAUGAGAGAGCUCGACAGACCCGUCCUGAUGGUCAUCAAAGACACGGACAACCAGGUUUUUGGAGCGUUCUCCUCCGACCCGUUCAAAGUCAGCAGCUACUGCUACGGGACGGGAGAGACGUUCCUCUACAGCUUCAGUCCGGAGUUUCAGAUCUUCCGCUGGAGUGGAGAAAACUCCUACUUUGUGAGAGGAUUCCUGGACUCUCUGCAGAUGGGAGGAGGAGGGGGCCCGUUUGGCUUGUGGCUGGAUUCUGAUCUGUAUCGCGGCUCCAGUUACUCAUGCAGCACCUUCUGCAACCGUCCUCUCAGCCUCCAUCACGACUUCACCGUCCGGGAUCUGGAGGUGUGGACCUUCGUCUGAGCGCAAACCGGUUCCUGCCGUUCACACCGCUGAUAAGAACAACACAAAACUGCCCUGACUCGUCUGCUCACUUCAACAGAACCUGAUCUCUUCCUCAUUUGCGAGCGGCUUCAGAGCUUCUGCUAAAUGAAGGAAGAGUAAUUGUAAAGAAGACAAGUUGAGGCAGGAGUUGGUGGUUUAGUUCCCGUUUCCAGUAACUGUAAGCAUUCCAGUGGCCUGAUGGAACCUGAACACAUUGCUCAAGCCCCGAGGAUCAAGCAUGCUGCCUACGUAGGCGACAUAGCACACUAGAUCUGACACGAGCCCUUGAGUACUACUACUGACACUCACGGUUUAGUGUCUUUACUGUGUUUUAAAAUGCACUUAGAGGACGAAUGAUUUACUGAUUUGUGUCCAAAAAGGAUUUGAAAAGGAAAAUGGUUUGCUGUGUGAUAGUGAUUGUACUACUGCUUAUUGUUUUUUACUCUAUUUAAUAUCUGUGAUCACAUGUUGAAUUGUUUGUCAUGCAGUGCUGGCGCUGUGUUUCUGGGUUUGGGGUUUCUAAUAAAACACGUUGUUUU
Molecule: messenger RNA, 1265 nt
Organism: Sinocyclocheilus grahami
Lineage: Eukaryota; Metazoa; Chordata; Actinopteri; Cypriniformes; Cyprinidae
Gene: ncoa7a
Product: nuclear receptor coactivator 7a
Exons: 6
Coding region: 49-705 (218 amino acids)
Biological process (GO): response to oxidative stress; regulation of transcription by RNA polymerase II
Cellular component (GO): nucleus
Source: RefSeq, a predicted model, not a curated record